Molecule: messenger RNA, 3910 nt
Organism: Ipomoea triloba (trilobed morning glory)
Lineage: Eukaryota; Viridiplantae; Streptophyta; Magnoliopsida; Solanales; Convolvulaceae
Product: FT-interacting protein 1-like
Exons: 2
Coding region: 483-3584 (1033 amino acids)
Source: RefSeq, a predicted model, not a curated record
AACCAAUCACAUGUAAGUGUAAAGGCAAUGGUUGUCUGCAUACGUUUGUAAUCAUUUCCUGCAUCCAAAGUUCUGAAUGUCAGCAAAAGCACAAUGAGGUACAAGAAAAAGUUGGGAAUAAGUUUCGGUCUCGAGAGGCGCUAGCAGCCGCAGGGUGCAAGAUUUACAGGAGAUCUCGGGAUUAGGGUGCAGUCGUUUUUAGAAACAGUAAGUUAUAAAAAAAUACCAUUUAUACUCAGGAUUUGCAGGAGAUCUCGGGAUUGGGGUGUAGUCGUUUUUAGAAACAGUAAGUUAUAGCGGAUACCGUUUAUACCCCAUACCGGUGACAGAUCAACCGGCUUUCCCCUAAAACUGUUUCCCACAGACUUCAUGACAGCUUCUUCAGCAAAGCAUUCCUUUCUUGCACUGUCAUCAACAAGAACAAUAAAAAGAUUGAAAAGGCACAGAAAGAGAGAUCUGAUACUGCCUGAUUGAAAAGAAGCAUGAAGCUGGUAGUAGAAGUCAUCGAUGCUCAUGAUCUUAUGCCCCGAGAUGGCGAGGGAUCAGCCAGUGCAUUCGUAGAAGUUGAUUUCGAGAACCAGGUCAGCAAAACCAAAACAAUCCCGAAGAACCUCAAUCCAUCCUGGAACCAGAAACUCGUUUUCAGCUUUGAUGCAACCGACAAAACCUACCAUUACAAGUCGAUUGAAGUUUCUGUUUACCACGAGAGGAGGCCGGUUCCAGGAAGAAUCUUUCUUGGAAGGGUGAGAGUUCCUUGCUCAAAUAUAGUCCGGAAAAAGGAGGAAGUUUACCAGAGAUUUAACCUGGAAAAGAAGUCAUUUUUCGGGUUUGUCAAAGGCGAAAUUGGGCUCAAAAUCUACACAUCACCAGAAACCGAGCCUGAAUCUCAUCUCCCAGAAUCUGCAAUCCAGCCAGCACCAAAACCUUCUGAUAUUCCUCUUGCAGAAGCUACAGAGACUGCAGAAACCAUUGCAGUCCCUCGAGUUUCUAGUACUAAUAGCUCUGAAGUCAUCACUGAUAAACCAGAAACUAAAAAACCAGAAAUUGCCAUUGCUGAAGCACAGUUUGAUCCUUCAAGUUCUGCUGAGAAAGCUGCAGAAAAGGUUCAACAUAUUCACAAACACCAGGUUCUUCAGCAGCCAGUGUUUUCAGUGGGGAAAAGACCGGAAGGCAUCCAGUUAAAAAUGAGGCAUCAGGUAAAUCCACAGGCUAAUCCGAACCUCAACGAGGACGAGUUUGAGCUGAAGGACACGAAUCCCCAGCUGGGGGAGCGGUGGCCACACGGGGGAGGAUAUGGAGGAAGAGGGUGGACGAACAACGAGAGAUAUACUAGCGCAUAUGACCUCGUGGAGCAGAUGUUCUACCUCUAUGUUCGGGUUGUCAAGGCCAAAGAUCUUCCACCAGGUGGCAUUACUGCCAGUGUCGAUCCUUAUGUGGAAGUGAAGCUCGGGAACUACAGAGGAAGGACGAGGCAUUUCGACAAGAAGACGAAUCCAGAAUGGAACCAGGUAUUCGCCUUCUCCAAAGACCACAUCCAGUCCUCAAUUCUCGAAGUUUUUGUCAAGGACAAGGAGACAUUAGGCAGAGAUGAUCAUCUAGGAAGAGCAGUGUUCGACUUGAACGAGGUUCCAACGAGAAUUCCCCCGGAUAGCCCCCUCGCUCCUCAAUGGUACAGACUAGAGGAUCGUCGUGGGGAAGGGAAAGUGCGGGGAAACAUCAUGCUGGCAGUCUGGAUGGGGACACAAGCUGAUGAAGCCUUCUCAGAAGCCUGGCAUUCAGAUGCUGCAAUGGCCCAUGGGGAAGGAGUCAUGACUGUGAGGUCCAAAGUUUAUGUCUCCCCAAAGCUUUGGUACUUAAGGGUGAAUGUAAUCGAAGCUCAGGACAUCAUCCCGAACGACAGAACCCGCCUGCCUGAAGUUCAAGUCAAAGUGCAGGUGGGGAAUCAGGUUCUGAAAACCGGGAUAUGCCCCACUCGAACAGCAAAUCCGAUUUGGAACGAAGAGCUAGUGUUUGUAGCAGCAGAGCCGUUCGAGGAGCAGCUAAUCCUCACCGUGGAGGACCACGUUCAUCCCACGAAAGACGAGGUUCUGGGACGAAUAGCCCUGCCACUCUCCACGUUCGAGAAGAGGCUAGACCACAGGCCUGUCCACUCCCACUGGUUCAACCUCGAGAAGUUCGGGUUUGGCACCUUGGAACCAGACAGAAGAAAAGAGCAGAGAUUCUCGAGCAGAUUACACCUCAGAGCCUGCCUGGAAGGCGGGUACCACGUCCUAGACGAAUCGACAAUGUACAUAAGUGAUCAAAGGCCAACCGCAAGACAGCUCUGGAAGCCACCUGUGGGAAUAUUGGAAGUUGGGGUACUAGGGGCACAAGGGCUCCUCCCAAUGAAAAUGAAGGACGGGCGUGGCAGCACAGACGCCUAUUGUGUUGCCCGGUAUGGCCAGAAAUGGGUACGAACUAGGACGAUUCUCGACACCUUUAGCCCCAAAUGGAAUGAGCAGUACAAUUGGGAAGUCUAUGACCCUUGCACAGUCAUAACACUAGGAGUCUUUGACAACUGCCAUUUGGGAACCGAAAAGCCCGGGGCAACAACCUCAGUAAAGGAUUCCAGGAUUGGGAAGGUGAGAAUAAGGCUAUCAACCCUGGAAUCCAACAAACUCUACACCCAUUCCUAUCCCCUCCUUGUUCUCCACCCUUCCGGGGUGAAGAAAAUGGGGGAACUCCAAUUGGCAGUGAGAUUCACAAGCCUCUCUUUAGCCAACAUGGUUUACACAUAUGGACACCCUUUGCUCCCCAAAAUGCACUACCUCAACCCCUUCACAGUAAACCAGCUAGAAAACCUGAGGUACCAAGCCAUGAACAUCGUUGCAGCGAGAUUAGCCCGAGCUGAGCCACCGCUCAGAAAAGAAGUAGUGGAGUACAUGCUGGAUGUGGACUCCCACAUGUGGAGUAUGCGAAGAAGCAAGGCUAAUUUCUUCCGAAUCAUGUCCCUCCUCUCGGGCAUGAUGGCCUUAAACAAAUGGUUUGGCGACGUCUGCCAAUGGAAAAACACUGUCACCUCGGUUCUUGUUCACAUCCUCUUUCUGAUCCUGAUUUGGUACCCGGACUUGAUACUCCCCACUCUUUUCCUCUACAUGUUCCUAAUAGGCCUAUGGAACUAUAGGCUUCGCCCGAGGCACCCUCCACACAUGGACACUAAGCUGUCAUGGGCUGAGGCAGUGCACCCCGACGAGCUCGAUGAAGAGUUUGACACAUUCCCCACAUCCAAAAACCAAGACAUUGUCCGAAUGAGGUAUGACAGGCUGAGGAGCGUGGCGGGGAGGAUUCAGAUAGUGGUGGGAGACAUAGCUACACAGGGGGAGAGAAUGCAGUCUCUUCUGAGCUGGAGAGAUCCACGAGCCACUAGCCUGUUCAUAGUCUUCUGUCUUUGUGCAGCAGUCGUGCUUUACGCCACGCCUUUCAGAGUCCUUGCCUUGGUUGCUGGCCUUUACAUGCUCAGACAUCCCAGAUUCAGGACCAAGAUGCCCGCUGUUCCAAGCAAUUUCUUCAAGAGACUGACGGCUAGAACAGACAGUCUGCUGUAAUACUGACAAAUCAAGAAUCAUGGUUCUCCAAGAUCAGUGGUUUAUGCGUCCCACAACAGCUACUGAUGGAAUUCGGGGCCAAUAUAUAUGAAUUGGGCCAAAUCUACGCACCUUUCUUUUUCGUUUUCUUUUCAUAGUAACAUGAAUUUCAUCCAUUUCCAGUUGAAUUACCAAUCUAGUUAAUCAUCUGACAUUCAUGUCUGAAUAAUAAACCUAUCCACAUCCUAUUAUAUCAGUCCUGUCAUGUAAGGCCCCAAGAGGCGUCACAGACACCUAUUUCAUCUUCACUUCAGCCAAAUAAAGACGGAUCCAGAACAUUGCACUAA